Molecule: messenger RNA, 3295 nt
Organism: Paramisgurnus dabryanus
Lineage: Eukaryota; Metazoa; Chordata; Actinopteri; Cypriniformes; Cobitidae
Gene: kptn
Product: kaptin (actin binding protein)
Biological process (GO): actin filament organization; negative regulation of TORC1 signaling; cellular response to amino acid starvation
Cellular component (GO): KICSTOR complex; actin cytoskeleton; lamellipodium
Molecular function (GO): actin filament binding
Source: RefSeq, a predicted model, not a curated record
ACCACCGGAUGUUUACGGAUUUCAUUCGUGUGUCCAGAGUGAAAUCUAUCUGAAUAUAUUCUUUACUUCUCUUGGGUGUAAUAUGUUGCCGAAUAAAACAGUAUUGUGUCCAUUUGUGGAAGACAGUUUCAGUCGUUUUCCUUCGCAGAGUAACAUAUAUGGACUGUGCCAAGCAGGCGACCAGGAGUUGCUGGCAGCGACUUUGAAGGGUAAAGUGGUGUGCUUCAGAUACCAGGAUCUGCAGAAGAAGAUCAGACCUGUGGCCAAAGAAAUUCAAUUCACAUACAUACCAGUUGAUGCCGAAAUUGUCUCCAUUGAUGCGUUCAACAAAUCAGCACCUAAAAGAGGACUAGUCGUAGGCAUAACCUUCAUCAAGGACUCGGGCGAUAAAGCAACUCCAUUUCUUAACAUUUACUGUGAUUAUGAACCUGGCUCAGAGUUUAACCUGGAGUCUAUAGCACAAAGCUGUUUAAAUCUAGAACUAAAAUUCACACCGUUCCAGCUUUAUCACACAGAGGUGCAUUGUGGAGAUGGACCCAGUGAGACUGUUUUUCUUCUCAGUGGACACGAUCAGUGUAUACAUCUUUAUAAAGAGAAUGCCUCUUUGCACCAAUUUGAGGAACAACCAGUAGAAAAACUCUUUCCUGAACUGCAAGAGCUACCAAGCAAUGUGUUAUGGUUGGAUGUGUUGAGUAUUGAUGAAAAUCGUCGCCUCACUGCGUUUGGAUGUCAGAAUGGUUCUGUGGGACUUUCUCUUGUCAACCAAAAGGGACCUGAGAUUCUCCAGAACUGGCGUAUACAGCAUGACAGUCCCAUAUCCACGGUGUUACUGUUCCCUUUACCGCAACAGCACCCGAACACUGAUACAAACGCAGGUAGCCAAAAGGUAACAUUUAAUCUCCUGGUAACCAGUGCAAUAGAGAUGGCUGUUGUUUACAGGGAUGUGGAGCAGUAUGGACUGAGCAGACAGCGGUGUUUAGCAGAAAGUGAUCAGUGUGAUGCAGUUGUCUGUGCCCUCGUUGUUGAUCUAGACUUUGAUGGGGAAAAUGAAUUGUUGCUGGGAACAUACGGACAGGACCUGCUCUGCUAUAAAUUUUACCCAUCAAUGGGAGCUCCUGAAGAUAAGUUACAGUUGCUGUGGAGGCGAAGUUUUAAAAGUCCCCUCCUGUCAUUGAUUUAUCUGGACCUGACAGGUGAUGGACUGAAAGAACUCGCUGUUCUUACCUUGAAAGGACUGCAUAUACUACAGCACAGUCUGAGCUCAACAGCUGAUCUUGUUCUUCAUCGAUUGGCAAGUUUAGUAUCAAGACUGCCUGUUACAGACCAACCAGUCAAAAACCAAGAGACUGAACAGGAAACAGUUUCGAUUAGUAAUGAACAGAGUGCUUCAGGCACCUAAUACAAAUUUUUACAUGAUACAUAUUUAUUUUUGUCUGGAAGAUGUUUAUGGAGAUUAAGAGCUGACGUAUUGAAGAGCGUGUCCUUCUUUUAAAUAACCAGCAGCCUUCAGGUUUUGUAAUAGACUGGCAAAAUCAUGAUUUUGUUUGUUAGGGUUAGUUGGAAAUGUUUGUUACCUGCAAACAAGAGAAAGAUUGUAAGUGCACACUAAACUAGUUUCAUUUUAAGCUUGUUAUGGUGUGUACAUAUCUGAUUCCCAGUAGAGGGCGCCCUCUCUCAACAACCAUAUUACAGUAAACUACCAUUUACAGUUUUACUUUCAGUGCCUUUAAAAAAUGUGGUUUGUAGUGUCAGAUUUGAAAUUAUCACAAGCAACACAUCAUCAAUAUUUUAUCAAGGGGACAUUUCACAAGACUUGUAAGAUGUCAAAUAAAUAUUUGGCAUCCCCAGAGAGUACGUAUAUGAAGUUCUAGCUCAAAAUACCUUCUAUAUAAUUUAUUAUAGCAUGUUAAAAUUGCCACUUUGUAGGUGUGAGCAAAAAUAUGCUGUUUUGGUUGUGUCCUUUUUAAAUGCAAAUGAGCUGAUCUCUGCACUAAAUGGCAGUGUCGUGGUUGGAUAGUGCAGAUUAAGGGGUGGUAUUAUCCCCUUCUGACAUCACAAGGGGAGCCAUAUUUCAAUGCCCUAUUUUCACAUGCUGGCAGCGAAGGGUUUACCAAAACUAAGUUACUGGGUUGAUCUUUUUCUAAAACAGAACAGCUCCCUUUGCAAAAAUUACUGAUGAAGUAAUUAACACAUAAAAACUGCAUCAUAUCACACUGCAAAAUAAAAUAAAUGUAUAUUUGGAGUGGAUCACAAAUGAUGUUACGUUUUGCAAGUAAGGGUUAAAGUUUAUUUCUUGCCAUUUUAAGACAAGCAUAUAUUUACUGUGUUUGUAUGUGUCACUUUAGAAGUGGUGACAUGGGUGCUAGAGGUUUUUGGAAGACUGCAUACUUAAAGGUGGCAUGCUCCAAUAGAAUCUGGACCUUCUUUUAAUAGACCCACCCACACAUACACAACCCAGGCAACGAUGUCGGUUAGUAGAUAUUGCCCUUACUGCUGAUUGGCUACAAGUGGUUUUGGUAGUCAGCCCGACUCUCUUUUCCAAAGUGUUUUAAAAAAAUCAUGCACCCCACCUUUAAGAAAGGCUUCAUUAUAAAUGAACCAAAACAAUGGAAUCAGGUAGCAUCUGUAUUUUAAACCCAGGUAUUAUUUAAGAAAUCAUGUAUUUCAUACUUAAACUGUACACCUAUGUAACUUUGUCUGUGGUGAUGUCAAAGUCUAACAGUUCAGUGUCAUGUACAUCUAAAAAAAAUUUGUUAACACUUUCUAAGGUUGCAAUUCAUAACUUAUCUUUUAAGCAUUUUUGAUUCCCCAAACAACUUUUCAGUCAAAGGUUCUAAAAAGAGCCAUACUAUCUUUUUGCAGUCUAAAACAUUUUACAAAACAAAAGAUUAUGUUGAAUGUUAACGGUUGUUUAUGGUACCAUACAGCCAAAAACAGGUCUUCUUAUAAGCGGCAGUGUGUAGCACCUGUAUUUUACGGAGAGUUUUGAAAUGUAAUUUUUUUUAUUUAAAGGGGUCAUGUUAUGAGAUUAUUUAAAGAUGUAAAAUAAGUAUUUGGUGUCCCCAGAGUGCGUAUGCGAAGUAUUAGCUCAAAAUACCACACAGAUAAUUAAUUACAGCAUGUUAAAAUUGCCACUUUGUAGGUCUGAGCAAAAAUGUGCAGUUUUUGGGCGUGUCCUUUUAAAUGCAAAUGAGCUGAUGAAAUGCAAACACUGAUCGCAAUGACGGUGGUUUGUCGUAAUAGAAACGCAAUUGUGCUGUCAAUUAUUUUCUCUCUCUGCACUAAAUGGCAGUGC